AAAAUAUAAAAAGCCGUCUGUAAAUAGACGAAACUCGAGGGACCAAUAAGCAAAUAUUUUACACGGAUAACCCAAUGCCGACUGGUAACCUCACAAAUCCAAAGCCCAGAUACAUUGAACCUAGACACAUUUAGGUUUUAAACCCACGCCUAUAAAACUCAACACGCACGUAUCAUUUCUCCAAUAACAGAAACCACACACGCAUCUACAGCUUGUAACAACCCCCUCAUUAAAUGGCGCCAACCAUCGCGAUUCCCUCGCCGGCGCCGCAGCAGAAGAAAGGCGAGGCUGCGCUGAGGCGGAGGAACGAGGAGCUGGAGUGGGAGCUCAGGGAGAGCCUGGUGAGGGAGGAGAGAAUGAGGGCGGAGCUGGCGCGGGCGAUGGAGCGGCUGAGGGUGGCGGAGGAGGCGGAGGAGCGCCUCUGCUCGCAGCUCGGCGAGCUCGAGGCGGAGGCGGUGGGCCAGGCCCGGGAAUACGGGGCACGGAUUGUGGAGCUGCUGGAGCAGCUUUCCGGAGCCAAGGAAAUGCUUCACCGAACGUCGUCGUUUUCGACCGUCAUUUCUCAAUGACGAUUCCUGAUUUUUUUUUGUAGGAUUCUCUUUUUGAGUAAGAAACAUUCUUGUAUUGAGCUAUAAAAAUGUUGAGCUACUUGUAUUUAUCGAUUCGUGGACGUUUUUUCGAAUGUUUUUAGGUGUGUAAUGUGUUUGGUUAAUUUAAUUAAUUGGUGCUACAAUAUAAAAUAUUUUUGUUUUAA
This is a messenger RNA of Salvia splendens (bonfire salvia), 754 nucleotides long. Its product is annotated as protein RESPONSE TO LOW SULFUR 3. The record is from RefSeq and is a predicted model, not a curated record. The transcript has a single exon. Bases 234 to 569 code for a protein of 111 amino acids. Lineage: Eukaryota; Viridiplantae; Streptophyta; Magnoliopsida; Lamiales; Lamiaceae. Gene Ontology annotation, biological process: cellular oxidant detoxification.